Ectocarpus siliculosus is the source of this 2444-nucleotide messenger RNA. The record is from the annotation of a GenBank genome assembly. NCBI's taxonomy places the organism in Eukaryota, Phaeophyceae, Ectocarpales, Ectocarpaceae.
GAGAGUCGCGUUACUGCUGUGCCGAGAAGCCAUUGGGAGAAAGAGUCAGUGAAGUCAUUGCAACAAGUAUGAGGUGUUCUCUUGGACGGGUCGGCCUGGCGGCGACAGCGGCAGCAGUUGUUGUGUGCGUGCGAGGAGGGGAUGCGGAUCCAGCAGCUGAGGCGGCGACUGUUGCGGCCCGCACGCAGGGGUCUUCCUCAGCAGCAGCGUCUCCGGCUGAGUCGCUGUUCGAGAGCGCGAAGGCCGUGCUGGAGUGCCAUGUGUGCAAGACUUCGCAGCUGACCGGUACCGUGGACGACUGCUGCGUGGACUACAGCACGGUGGACACCGCGACGAAGAGCUCGUUCAUGCCCCUCCUCACCAAGCUGCAGAAGAGAAAUUUCUUCAAGUACUUCAAGGUUAACCUGGAGAAGGAGUGCCCCUUCUGGGAGGAGGACGGGCAGUGCAUGAUGAGGGACUGCUCGGUUUGCGAGUGCAGCCCCGAGGAGAUCCCUAAGCCUUGGCUGGAGGAGGAUGAGAGGUCAAGCGCGAAGGGAGCGGUGGAUGUACAACCGGGAGACGACUGCUCGGAACAGAUCCGCAAGGAGAAAGCCUGCCAGGAGCACUCCGAGGCGGAAAGAGACUUCGGCAAGGUCGACCACAGCCAGAGCUCUCCCGCCGACGACUCGUUCAACCCUUGGUCGGAGGCGGCGGAUGCGGCGGUGUGGUCACUGCAAGAUGAGGGCGGGGAGGGGUUCGAGUACGUCAACCUCGACCUCAACCCGGAAAAGUUCACAGGGCUCUCACAUCACCAAGGCGCUUGGAUGCUUGAGCGAAUUAACAACCUCAAGGGGUACCAGGACAACGCCUGCAUGGAGAAGCGCAUCCUCUUCCGCCUCCUGAGCGGCCUCCACUCGUCCAUCAUGACCCAGAUCGCCAACGACUACCGCUUCGACGACGGCACAUGGGGACCCAACACGAAGAUGUUCGUGAACGCCGUGGGGAUGCACCCUGACCGGCUGACCAACAUGUACUUCACCUACGUGUUCGUGCUCAGGGCGAUUGGAAAGGCGCGACCGUUCCUCAUGGCGUACGAGUACGACACCGGAAACGACGAGGAUGACAAGAUGACCCGUCAGCUAAUCAACGAGCUGGUGAGCGCCGAGCAGGAGAAGGAGGCUGGCAUGGUUAGCGUGGACAACGACAUGCGGCGCGACGACUCGGUUCCGAUGUGCCUCAAGGGCUUCGACGAGAAGGGGCUGUUCGGCGACGUGAGCGGAGACGUGGUAUUCGAGGCUGGCCACGAGGACGGCUCUAUGGCCCUCAAACAAGAGUUCAUGCACAAGUUCCACAACAUCUCACGCAUCAUGGACUGCGUCGGCUGCGAGAAGUGCAAGGUGAAACAAAAGGGUGCCCAGGUGGGGAAAAGAGCGGCGCUCGCCGCGAUACUCGCGCUGGCGGCGCUGGGCGGCGGCGCCUACCUGCUCCGCAAGCGUGCCGCCGCUGGUGGCGGCGAGAGCAGCAGCAGCGGAGGGGGGGGAGAAGGGACAGGGACAGGGACAGGGACGACGACGCCUUCGAAGGCAAACGGCGCCGGAAACGGUUCGGGGAGCGAUUCCGGGGUGCGAAGACGGCAGAAGAAGGCGCCCGUGUCUGGUCAUGAAGAUUGAGUCUUGUUGAUACUACGUACGGUAGCGGUUGUGUGUGGGAGCUAAUGGUUAGUCAAGUUGGUGGUGGCGAUGCGGGGGUCUGGCGUUUGAGCUAAUCCUGGAUGUGAGUUGGAGUUUCAGUGGACAUCGUUAGAGUAUGUUGAUUUUCUUCUGCUGUGACGGGUGUAUGUGUAGCUUUUUCUGUUGAGAGGUUCGGCAGGGCAGACCGUUUUUUGUACGGAAGAACCCACCAGGCAGUUUGACGAAAAAAUAAAAUAAGGGAAAAUGUCGUAAAGAUGCAUCAUCGGCAUUUGUAUAUGCAAGUUUAACAAACAUUCGGUUGUGAACUUGUUGAGACUGGUUGUCUGUGUUUGCUUUGUUGGGAUGCCGACGGUCUUGUCUCGAUCUAGUUUCGUUUAGGCGGAAUUAUAAUCGACAACGACGUUGACCUUAGUAGCACCACCUGCAAGCAAAGGACGACAAGGCUUGAUUGAUCUCAAGACGGCUGUUUUUUUCUGCUUUUUUGACGGGGACAGCAGUCGUCACUUCUUUUUUUCCGUCAUCAUAACCGGAGUUUAUUAUUCAUGAUCAUCACCGGUGUGUCACUUGUAUUGUCUGGUCACGGGCCGCUCUGGCUGUACUUACUGAUGGGGAGAUGAGAUGGAAGUCUUUGUUUGCUACGUAGUUCAUUCGUAGUAUUUCCUUUUUUCUUUUUGGUUGACGUUCCCUUCCCUACACCCAGCCAGAUGGAAUACAUCCAGACGUUGCUGCACGCGGACAUUGCAUGUGAAAAAUGAUGACACAUUUAUUUUCAAU